UAAACGUUGACAUUUUGAUCUGAACCUGCAAUUCUAUUAUAUUGUCUUCGCUCCGUUGCUAAUGUGAAGGUCAAUCUUUAAUUAAAAGCGAAAGUAGAACUUAAACAGACAAGGGAAACUACGUGUCUGUUUGCAGUGAUGAGCUCGUCGGUAGAAGAUGUUGAAUUCAAGCCGUAUGAAAGGGAAGCAGUUGAAGCAGAAGAAAACGUACGCAGUGAGAAUGUACAACUACUGAUCGAUAUAGCCCACUUAUGUAACAGGAAGGACAGGACAAGAGUGGAGAAUAUAUUUCUACUGGGGAAGAGUGGAGCUGGUAAAAGUGCCCUUGUUAACACAGUGAUCAAAGUCAUUGCUGGCAAAUAUUUACCAAAGGCUAAAGUUGGAGCAGGUGUUACACAGUCAAAGACUUUAACACUGGAAAGAUAUAAAAGUUGUGGUGUAACAAGAGAAGAUCUUACUGUUGGUACACAACGAGAUCUGGUACAGGGCAUGUUACGGAAACUGCCUACUAUACUCGAUGCAGCAGGAAAAGGUGACAUUAACACGGAGUCUCUAAGAGAAAUACUUGAACUGCUUAUAGGAGGUUACAUUCCUCCUGGUACUAGCAUAGAGGCCCUGGAAAAUUUACAGAAGGAAUACCGUGUUGGUGCUCUCAAGGACAUAAUCUACACACAGCCCCAAGAAGACUGGAAAGUAACCAAGGUUGUGUUUGUGCAGAGUUGUCGAGAUGCAGUACCACAGAACUUAGUUGAAUGUCUCCAUACAGUGCUAAAAACUACAGACCCUAAAACUGCACAACCUUUAUACACUGGCGACGUCUUCGUCGUCAUUACCAAAUACGACUUGGUGAAGGACCAGAGCAAGUAUGACUCCCCUUCCAGUGAGCAGACGGUAACCAUGGAAGAAUUUGAAAGCGUGGAAAACACGGUCGCUGAGGUGUUCAAUAUCAAAGGUGCUCUGAAUGAUAACAGGAUACGAUGGGUUAGCUACACCGACAUGGUCGACACGGAUAAUCCAUACAUAGACAACAUCGCACUCAAGUUCAUUAAACGCAUGGUCACACCGGGAAACCAGAGGGAAGAGGUCGUGAAACCCGUGAUAACACAGUCGACCAAAAUGAUGCUAGAAGCAAGGAAAUGGUGGCAAGAUCAAACUUUCUCGCUCUCGCAAGUACUUCUGAUUAUAGUUAGUCUAUUUGUUGCGCUGCUGCUGUACAAGUUGUUUACGGCACCACUUUAGACAUGGCAAAAUAUGAGCUGUACAUCAACUGAUAUAAACAUUUUGUUUGAAAGAUUGCUUUGUCUGGCAAUAACCAGUCCUAAAAGUGUAUCGAAUUUUUGAAUACCUAAGUAUAAACUUUUCAACUACUCUUUCAUAUUAUAUAUGAGUAGAAGAUUUGCAAUUCAGAGCACCCCAUUCGCGUUAUAAAUGAAGUGCGUUUUUAAAUAAGCUGUGGUACAUGACCAUUCAGUCAAUACUGUAUUAUUGAAUUAAUCAAAACGUAACGUAAAUUACUGAAAUAUGUUUUAAUUGUAGCAUUUGGUACCACAAGCUAGCUUUUUAGCAAUGUAAUUUUGAUUGAUGUAAUUUACCAAAGAUUUGGUCUCUAAUUAAAGUAUUCAUUGAUAAUUCUAUAUUGAUGCAUAUAUAUGACAAUAUUAUUACUUUUGUUUGAUAUGUUUGGAAAUAAGGGUGUAACACAUGUCUGAAAGAAUCUGUUUGUUAACACAUGCUCUCCCUUGGGUUGAGAAUUUGAUUACAUUUUCUCCACAAGAAAAUCAUGUUUUCUAGAUUCAGCAAACCGUACAUAUAUCUGUGAUUUUUUGCAUUAAGUGUGCCUUCUUAUCAGACAGAAGAUAUGGAACAUAGUGGAAUUGGGAAAAAAAAAUACGUAUUUUAAACUGUGAAAUAUACACGUUUCCUUCAUUACUCGUAAUUAAACGUGUGACCUUUAGUGUAGGGAAUAUAUAGCAUACACAUACUGAACUGAAGUUGCAAGAUUGGCCUAGAACAUAUCAUGAGAUCGUUACAAUUAGCUAAUCUUUCCUUCUAAAAAGAAGCAUCACUUUAAACAAUUGACAUUAGUGGCAUAUCGCCAGAUCAACAUCAACAUUUCAAAUCUUAAAACGUGUAUCAUUUGAUACUAGAUAUCAAAAAUGAUAAACCGGUAUUGUGUAACAUAGUUUAGGUCGUGUGUAUGAUGACUGUACAAUCAAAUUCCUUUCUUGCAUCAAUUACCACCUUUGGGAAUUGUCUAUAUAUUUAGUGACUAAAUUAAGUGUUAUUAUGUGAAAAAGGUCCAAAUAUAGCUUUCUAUUGGAACCACGAACUGAAUGAAGUAUUUUCUACUUUUCUAAAUAUUUGACUAAAAUCUGAAUUUGGGCCGUUCUAGCAGACAGCACAGUUAUAUAAACUAGCUGUUUUUAUUUAGGGCCCAGACUGUCAAAAACAGAUGUUUAACAUUAGGUAUACCUCCAACAAUUUAGGGGCCCUGCCCAAAAUCUAGGGGUCAUGGGCUACUGGCCCCCUACUAAUUUAUAUCCCUGCAGCGUGAUACGGGAUAUGUGCGGAUGAUAUGGGAUAUGUGUGGAUGAAACGGGAAAUGUGUGGAUGAUAUGGGAAAUGUCUGGAUGAAACGGGGGAUGAAACGGGAAAUGUGUGGAUGAUAUGGGAAAUGUCUGGAUGAAACGGGAUAUGUGUUGAUGAUAUGAAAUAUAUGAGGACAACGUGUUUAAAAUCAGGAUAUAUCAUUUUCAUACCAAAGGCCAAUCGUUUUUGACCUUUGACUUGCAAGCUUUAUUACAUGACACCAGAAAUCUACUUUUACAGUUUCAGUUUUUAAUUUUUGACUAAUUUACCCAGAAAACUUAUGCUGAAUACAGAACUGUCUUAUGGCACAAACUAUGGAUCGGGGAUUUAUAUAAGGAGACAUGUAACAAAAUAUAGGUUGUAUUUUGUAUAGGUUGUAUUUAUAGAUUAUAUUUUGUUACUUCGCAUUAUUUCGGUUAAAUUCUAGUCAGCUUAGAGCAUGGUCAGAUAAAGUAGACAGAUGUUCAAGUUCGCCUGUCUUUUAAAGUCGUUAGAAACAAAUGAGCCGUGCCAUGAGAAAAUCAACAUAGUGGCUUUGCGACCUGUAUGCGGUUCGCUUUCAAAGUCUGUUGCAAUUAGAGAAAUGGUUAGCGAACAGCAAUGAUCCUGACCAGACUUCGCGGAUGCGCAGGUUGGACUUGAUCCAUGCUGGUCGCAAAGCCACUAUGUUGGUUUUCUCAUGGCACGGCUCAAAUGAUGUGAUACUGUACUUAAAUGUUGAAAUCACUGAGACAAUCAUGUUAACAGCAACGAGACAUGCGUAAUAUAGUUCAGUACUGAACGUAAAGUUAAAGACAAGCAAACGAUAGCAUUCAUGUAGAGGUAGGCAAAUUGUUCUUUAUUGUAGUGAUUCAAAAUUGUCAAAACUAAUGACUGCAUAUUGAAGUCAUUAUAUAAUCGCUCACUUCUUGAUUGUAAUACCGGAAAAAAUAACUGAACAAGUACUAGUAAAUUCUUGUGUUCCAAUGGUUUCGGAUACGUUUGGGACAAUUUAUUUGCAGUUAAUACAAAGUUUAGUAUAACUAUUUAUAAGCAAAAACUAUAAUUGGUUGUUUUGUGCAAGACUGGUUAGAUAAUAUCAAUGUAAACAGAACACUGUCAUUCUAUAAAUAUAUUAAAACAGAAUUUAGUUAUACUAAAGCAGUUAUCAAAGUGCAAACGAUUUGCUUUAAAUAAAUUGCACGUGUCUGCACAUAGUCUUAGGAUAAGAAGGGGCCGUUCUGGCCCUGAUAGGCUCAGCAGGGAAGAUAAAGUGAUGCUGAAAAUGGAGAUUUAAAGAACGAGUAUCGCUUGGUGUAGAAAGGUGCAAAUAAUUGUAUUCAUAUUUGAAAGGAACUCAUUCCUAAACUGGAAAAGAUCUAAUAUAAGCCUAUUUAUAGAACUGUUGAACUCUGAAAAUGAAAAGACAUUGAUAAAAUUGGCGACUUGUAUCAUACUAUCAAAAGCGAAUGAAAUUGAAAAUAACUGUAUAAAUAAUGUGAUGUAAAUGUAUUGCCAGUAUUGUUCUCCACUCUCCGUACUGAUUUAUGAAUUUUUCAUUAUGCAGAUGUUUUAAUAAUGUAAUUCUUAUAUAUGAUAUUGUUGUAUUUUAUCACUAUUUGUGUGUUUGGAAAAGGAACUUCGGUGCAGUUCCUAGAAAAGCUAAAUCUGUGUUCUCUUCUGUAAAGCUCGAGAGAUGUAAUGUAUGAUGUAAAUAUAUUACCCUAAAGAUUGUUUUGGAUUUUGGUAUUUUUCUGUCUGUUGAUUAUGUAUAGUAUUCGUUGUGUUUUUGUUGUCAUAACUUUUGAGCGUGCAUUUCACUACUUCAAAUCGAGUAUGCUAGUUAUUGUGCUUGGUUGUGUUCUAUGCUUUUGUAGAUUUUGUUUAUUGUGUACUUAAUGAUUAUGACAUGACUUGUCAAUGGCAUUGUAUUUGUUAUAUUAUGUACGCAUUAAGUCAAAAUAUGAUAUUAAAAUACUGUGUUAAAACAUAUCGAGGGCUUGGCGCAAAACUGUUGUAUCUUCUUCUUUAUUUAUAUACACUUACAAUAGUUUUGCACCAAUCCCUCGAUAUGAUAUGUUAAAUAAUUCAAAAUAAUGGUAAUGUCUUACAAUUAGCGUGAAAUAUUCGGUUCACUUUAAUCAUGGUCAAAUAUCUCAAAAAUAAGCAUACGGACCUAUACAUUUUAUUUCACCAUACUAUAGGCAAUAUGUUUAUUUACAAUUCUGAGAUGUUUCUUCAAAAUCUACGUUUUAGAAAAAAUUUUAUUCGCGAAAAUGUUUUGAUAGUUAUAAUUUUCCCAUAGACUGCCAUUAUGAAAAAUUGCGUGAGGUCAAAAUUUUUCAAAUAAGUCUAGCAAAAAAUCAAGCACACGACCCUAUCCUUUUUAUUUGCUGUGUUUUCUAGGUAUAUUCUGAAGUUUUGAAAAAUCAGUGCUUAAUCAAAUUCUACAUGGUAGAAAAAGUUUCGAUCCAAAAGUGCAGAACUAUCUUAAUAUACUGUAUACAUACAGUCUGCAUAUGAAAUCUUGUGCGCGACUAAUCUCCCGAACCCUUGCACACAUUUUAAUGAAACUUCACAUAACUGCAUGACCAGUACCAACCCUAGUUGUGCAUGGUGCAUGUUAGAUCCUUUCAGACAAAAAUUCUGCAGAGUUAUGGGAUUUCGAUUUUCGUUACUAUACUAUAUACAUACAGUCCAUAUAAUUAUGCAAUUUUGUGUGCGUCAAAUUUCAAAGUACUUUGUCAGUGAGUGCGGGGGAUGGGGGUGGGGGUACAUUCAUCACCUUUAGUGAUAGCUCUUGAUAAAUUAUAUUUUAAGAGUUUUAAGAAUUUCUGACAAAUACAUCCAGUUGCUCAAAACAGCUGAUUAUGCUACCCGUUGAUUGACGUUUGACAUUUCGACAUUUUACAAGACUUUAUAAAUUAAGGAUUAUGAACACUAAAAUGUAAAACAGAACAUCAAAGAAGUGAUCCCCACAAAGACAAAUAUUAAACAGUCGGUUAAAAUUUCCAAAACCUGGUCCAAGUUUAUUCGUUUAAUGCAGUUUCACACCAGUUAAAUUUAUAUUAAAAGUCACUUUAAUGUACAGCUUUGUUUUAAUAAACCACCGAAUUCAUGUAAUAAAUGAUUUUCUCUUCUUUCGUUCAAAA
This is a messenger RNA of Mercenaria mercenaria, 5720 nucleotides long. RefSeq lists its product as uncharacterized. The record is from RefSeq and is a predicted model, not a curated record. NCBI's taxonomy places the organism in Eukaryota, Metazoa, Mollusca, Bivalvia, Venerida, Veneridae. Bases 139 to 1239 code for a protein of 366 amino acids. The transcript has 5 exons.